This is a messenger RNA of Menidia menidia (Atlantic silverside), 1722 nucleotides long. NCBI's taxonomy places the organism in Eukaryota, Metazoa, Chordata, Actinopteri, Atheriniformes, Atherinopsidae. The record is from the annotation of a GenBank genome assembly.
AUGUACGGACGAGCCCCGAGAGUGACCUUCGCGGCAACAAGCGGUGCUCCGUCUACUGUUGGCCCCGGAUCUUACGAUGUUAGCCCAACCAGCAGGAGAGAAGAUGGAUAUGCUCCAUUCCUGUCGUUGUCCGACAGGAUGUCAAUAUUUAGUAAUUCCAGUGAGAGAACACCAGGGCCUGGAGAGUAUGACCCCUCACCUGUCCAGGGAAAUAUCCAUGGUGGCCAAAGUCUUCAGAACUGCUCCAAGCGUUUUAAGGAGGUCAGGUCAGAGGUUCCCGGCCCCGGGGCCUACAAUGUGCUGCCUCCCUCCAGAAAUGUGCGCAGUGCCAUGAAGGCUAAUGUAGGACAGCCUGAGAGGCUUGGCAGACUAAUGGCAAAAAGUCUCCAGCUAGUUCAUCAGACACAUAUCCCAUCCAUUCCUUCCCCGGGCCAGGCCUUUGGCUAUGAAGAGAAUGAGGAGGGUGUGCUCUGUCAGAAGCAGCUUUCUCUUAGGGACACAACCUUGGGGCCAGCCUACUACAAUCUGCCACUGUAUGAGCUGACUUUUCAGAAGUAUAAAGGUGUGCACUUUGGCAACAUGACAGAGAGGAGAGGUGACUUGAAAGUGGAGGUGGGACCAGGUCCAGGACAGUAUUAUCCUGAGAUUAUCCCAGAAACCCACUAUGCCAAUGUGAAUCUUCCAAAAGAACAGAGAGUUAAAGCUGAGCUUGUCAUCCCGCGUUACCAUGAGCUGGUUCCCCAGAAAGAGGAAAAGAAGGGUGUUCCUGGUCCAGGCCAGUACAACAUCAGAGGUCAGUUUGAGAAGCCCAGCAGCUCAAGCAGCAGAGCCCUGAAGCUAGCGUGUCCCUUUGUCUACACGUCUGAGAGGUUUAGUGAAGAGAAAGAAGUGUCCCCUCCUGUUGGCACAUAUAAUGACCCACGCUGUGCCCUGGAGCUGCUGAAAAGGACCACAGGAGCGAAGAAAAGCCCAUUUGGGAUCACUGCAGUGCGAUUCUCCUCCGACCACAAAAGAAGCGCCGCACCAGGUCCAGGUUCCUACAAUGUAUUUGAACAUGGUUUGGCCAAUGAAAGUUUAAGAAAGGCCAUUUCAGAGCAAACCAGGAAGGGUGGUUUUGGCUCCAUCGCUCAGCGCCGCUUCAUUUUCUACAACAAGAAUUCAGUCGAAGCCCCAUGUCCAUCGCAGUAUGAGACAGGAAAAGACAAAGAAGAGGGCUACAAAAAACAGCACAGCGCAGUUUUCAAAUCAACCACAGAGCGUCUGACAUCCUCUCUGCUGGCUAAGGGAUCAAGCUGGCGCGCACACACUAGAGAUGAUCCUUUCAUAUACAACGUGAGUCAGUCAUUUGAGAAGGUUAAUCGCAUCUCUUACUCAGAGCCCCGAAGUGAAGGAGCGAGGAAACGACAGGGCUGCUUCCUUUCUGCUGCACCUCGAGCUAGUUUCCUACGAUGUGACCCCAGUAUACCAGGCCCCAACCAGUACAACCCCAGCGUGAAAUCCUUCUCCAAGAUGACCCUGAUCUCCUCCACAGAAGAUCGAUUCAAACAGGCCAAGCGCAGCAACCUUGGACCUGCCGCUUAUCAGUUGAGUCCAAGUGUUAUGAACACAGUACUGAAAGGCACCUUCAAUGUGACGCUCAGCAACCCUCUGAGUCCCCACGGCGCCCCAGCUCUGCGUGUGUCAAAGUUCACAAGUGAAAGGCUCCAGCUUGGAAGAAAAUGA